Fimicolochytrium jonesii is the source of this 1783-nucleotide messenger RNA. Its product is annotated as LETM1-like protein-domain-containing protein. Bases 74 to 1465 code for a protein of 463 amino acids. The record is from RefSeq and is a predicted model, not a curated record. Gene Ontology annotation, molecular function: ribosome binding. NCBI's taxonomy places the organism in Eukaryota, Fungi, Chytridiomycota, Chytridiomycetes, Spizellomycetales, Powellomycetaceae. The transcript is spliced from 2 exons.
GUUGGAACUGGUUCGGCCUGAUCUGCAUCACGGACCAGGUAUAUAUACUGUAGACAGACUGGUACAUAUAGACAUGCCGGGCAUAGCGCAAGCAACGAGGACGACAACGCUCCUGCGGGCAGCGUCGCAACGACCGUCACUGCUGUUGGGCGGCGGGAGAAUGGUGCUGCCCGCAACCGUUGCGUUCUACGCGACGAAGACCAAGAAGGGAAACGCUGCAAAACCGGCUCCGAAAAAGCCUGUAUCGAUUCCAAAACCGGCUAUCCCCAAACCCGCUGGCAAGCGGGUGAUCCCUGAAAUGCCGAAACCAUCGGGUGAACGAACGGCAACAUGGCCUGCGGAAAAGCUGCAGCCGCUGCCGCAAACGCAUGCGGAACAACAGGUGACGGAGCAGGAGCCGAUUGUAGCUGCAAAGGCGACGGCGACGGCUGAACGAAAGGCAACAGCGGCUUCGACGCCUACGCCCACGCCAACAGCAAAAGCAAAACCAGCAUCGCGGCCGGAAAAGCCAAAGGUAGAAGCAGAGGCCCCAAAACCAACUCCCACUCCAACCUCUGCGCCGGAAGCGAAGAAGACGUCAUCACCAACACCCAAACCUACCGCCGUCAGACCCGCUUCACCAACCCCCGAACUCACCCCUCGCAAACUCGAAUCCGACGCCGCAGUAACCCCCUUCCUCCGGCGCACCUUCAUUCAACCCUACAUAACCCUCUGGGACGGCACGCGCGACAUCUACUGGGCUCUAGUCCACUACGUCCCGCAAUACUUCGACAUCAGCAUCGCGCAACGGGGAGCGAAACUCACCGACCGUAGAGAUAUCCGCGACAUGUACCGCUUGAAACGCGAUUGGCUGAGGGCGAUUCCUGCUACUCUGCUGUUUUUGCCGCCGUUCAUGGCCCCGCUUUUGCCGUUCUUUACGAAGCGGUUCCCGAGGCUGUUUCCGACCGUUUUCGUGCACAGCGAUAUCCAAAUCGCCCACACCCGCCGGGAAGCUGAAUCCCGCGAACACCUCAAACCCGCAGUCAUCCCCGCCAUCAACGCCGCCAUAACAUCUUCCCUUUCCUCCUCCCCAACCGACGCAGCCACAACCUACGACCGCGAACUCCAAAUGCUCGCCCGCCGCUGGUCCCGCAUCGCCUCCUCCCCAACCACCACAACCGUAACCGAAGCCGACCUCCUUUCCCUCCUCCCCCUGAUCCGUGAGCAUGGAGCCCUCGUGACGAUGACGAAGGAGCAGAUUGGGCCGUUGGUGAAGUUUGCGACGCGGAAGGGGGCGUGGAGAAGGGUAGAUGCUCAGGCGAAGUUGUACGCGUGGGCGGAUUGGGUUGUUAAGGAUGAUGCGCUACUGAGGAUGCGCGGCGGUGUGAGUGGGUUGAGUGAGUUGGAGCUUGUUGAGGCGUUGAAUGAACGAGGUAUGUUGUCUUCACCUCACCCCCCUCCAUCCACCUCUCUCUCUCUUAUAUAACCCUCCUCUUUCCAAAUUUGCAGCAUUCACAAACCUCCCAACAUCCCCCACCGACCUCGCAACGCUCUUAUCCGCCCACCUCCGCUUCACCGCCCGCCUCACCGCCCAAAUAACAACAACCCAAACAACCCUCGCUAAAAAACACGCGGAAAUCGAUGCCGCGGACGCCCUCGACCGCGCUGAACGUGCACGGAAGGAAAGGGAGGCGAGGGGGAUGAGUACCGCGGGGAGGGUUGUUGAUGUUGAUGUUGGGAAUAGAGGGGGGAGUGGGGUGGGGGGACAAGGGGUCGGAGGGGAGAUGAUGGCGGAGGAUGUUAC